Eimeria acervulina is the source of this 792-nucleotide messenger RNA. Its product is annotated as GRA9 protein, putative. The transcript has 3 exons. The record is from RefSeq and is a predicted model, not a curated record. The coding region runs from base 1 to 792 and encodes 263 amino acids. NCBI's taxonomy places the organism in Eukaryota, Apicomplexa, Conoidasida, Eucoccidiorida, Eimeriidae.
AUGGUUGCUGUACAGCUGAACAUUUCGGGUUCCUUUGCUGGUAGUGAGACAGGAAAUAGUCUAACACAAGGAAAUGACGGCAAUCUCGGCCCUGGGGCGUUUCCCAGUUUCUUCGGGGGCGGCUCCCUAUUCGAUCUGGAGAAGCUGAUGGGGGGUGGCUUCCCGUCUCUCCUUCGUGGCAUUGGCGGCUUUGAUGGGCUGCUCCGAGCAGAUAAUUCUUCUCUUUCUCUUUCCCUUCCUGAGGGAGAAGAUACUAGUUGCCAGAUUAAGAUUAAAGGAGGGAGUGGAGGCGGCCUGUCGCGCGGCCUGCAUAUGGGCCUUGACACGUCCCGGCGCAUGUUGCACGUGGGCAUGCAUUACGAGGAGAGUAAGAAGAGUGAAGAAGACGGCAAGAGGAGGAGCUUCCUCUCCCAAUCGGUUCAUGUCUCGAGUUCGAUACAGCUCCCUGAGAGGUGCAUUGGGACGGCAGGAGUGGUGAUCUCUGGUUUGGCGGGAUACAUGUUGGACGGGUCGGAAACUGAGGGUUUGGUGGUUCUUCCGUCCUCCGCAUUGCUGGGAGAGUGCGUUGAGAAGGGCGAGCUUCCUGAAGACGUUUACAGAGCCGUUACUGACGGAGACCAACACGCAAUGGGGUUGCUCUCGGAGGAGCAGCGUUGCCUCGCUGCAGGCUUUACACACAUUCAGUGCAACAAGUUGGGGGGGAAGAAGCCUUCGGUUGCCAUAGUACCCCCUGCAGAAGGUCCUUAUAUGCCUGUGCCGCGCCUGGAUGUCUCCUUGGACGUGUUGAACUGA